Messenger RNA from Paramecium primaurelia, 447 nucleotides. Lineage: Eukaryota; Ciliophora; Oligohymenophorea; Peniculida; Parameciidae. The record is from the annotation of a GenBank genome assembly.
CAAAGCAAAAUAAACAUGAAGGAACAAGAUUAAAGGCAAACUAGAUUUUAAUCCAAGGCUUAAUAAUGUGGAAUAUGUUAUAAUGCAAUUGAGAAUUAAGUAAAAGAUGUUUGAAGGUUUAGGGAAUUCUGGAUAGCUGCAGUCAUUCAUUUUGUUCAGAUUGUAUUAAAAAAUGGUCUAAUGUAUAAAAACUUAUUAAUGUUAGAUUGAAAACACAUGUCCACUAUGCAAAUAGAAAUUCACUUAAAUUGAAUCCAAGUGGAAGAGAGUAUAUUUUGAAAUUUAUUCAGGUUCAUUACAAAAGUCAUAAGAUAUCAAAACGAAAAUGUAAAUAAAACAAGUAUCUACCAUAAUAUUGUAGGAUUUAUGUUAAAGAUAAAAGUCAGUCACAAAAGGAAGAUCAAUUAAAUGUUUUACUUGAAAUCCUCAUAGAGUUCAUUCUUGCUG